Molecule: messenger RNA, 1543 nt
Organism: Saitoella complicata NRRL Y-17804
Lineage: Eukaryota; Fungi; Ascomycota; Saitoellomycetes; Saitoellales; Saitoellaceae
Product: putative MFS monosaccharide transporter
Exons: 3
Coding region: 65-1543 (492 amino acids)
Biological process (GO): carbohydrate transport; transmembrane transport
Cellular component (GO): plasma membrane
Molecular function (GO): carbohydrate:proton symporter activity
Source: RefSeq, a predicted model, not a curated record
CCGAAGUACCCUCUCCUCCGCGAACGGCCAUCACCACCUACCAGUAAGGUACUACAACAACAAAAUGGCCGAGAAAAUAUCCGGCCUCGUCAUCUUCCUCUGCGUCUUCGCCUCCAUGGGGGGCUUCAUCUUCGGUUACGAUACCGGUGAGAUCUCCGGUCUCACCCAAAUGCCCGAUUUCCAGCGUCGUUUCGGACAACUACAACCAGACGGCACCUACGCCUUCUCCAACGUUCGAGAGGGAUUAAUCGUCGCGCUUUUAUCGAUCGGGACGUUAUGUGGGUGUCUCCUCGGUGCUCCGGUCGGUGAUCGACUCGGUCGCAAGCCUGGACUCCAGAUUGGUUGCUUGUUUUUUAUUGUCGGUACGAUUGUACAGGUUUCUGCUGUGUGGGCGUGGUACCAAGUCAUGAUUGGUCGCUACAUCGCUGGGUUGGGGGUGGGUAUGCUGAGCACACUCGUACCCAUUUAUCAAUCUGAGGCCGCACCGAAGAGUAUCCGUGGAACGCUGGUUUCGACAUACCAACUCUUCAUCACAUUCGGAAUCUUCACCGCGUAUCUUAUCAACUACGGCACCUCCCACGCCUCCAACACCUCCACCGCACAAUGGCGCGUCACGAUCGGUAUCGGGUUCCUCUGGGCUCUCAUCCUCGGUAUCGGGAUGUUCUUCCUCCCCGAAUCACCUCGAUUCCUCCUUAACAAUGGAGAAGAAGAGCGGUGUCGUCGAACACUCGCCCGGCUCCGUAAGUGUCCGAUCGAUGAUCCAACAGUCAACGUCGACAUCAAAGAAAUCGAACUCAAAAUCGAAGCCGAACGCGCUUUCGGCCCACAAAACUGGUUAUCAUGCUUCAAGGGCCCAAAAGCCGCAUACCGCACCUUCCUCGGCAUGGGAAUCCAAGCACUCCAACAACUCACCGGCGCAAACUUCUUCUUCUAUUACGGUACCUCCAUCUUCUCCGCGACCGGUGUGCAGAAUCCGUUCGUUACGUCAAUUAUUCUGGGUGCCGUGAACUUCGGGUGUACGUUUUUGGGACUGUAUCUGGUUGAACGGUUUGGGAGGCGGAAGCCGUUGAUGAUGGGUGCGGCGUGGAUGUUUAUGUGUUUCCUCGUUUUUGCGUUCGUGGGGUAUUACGCACUCGAUAACGCUGACGGCACCCAGAACUCUCAAGCCGGUGCCGCGAUGAUCGUUUUCGCCUGCCUCUUCAUCCUCGCGUUCGCGUCGACGUGGGGGUGUAUGGCAUGGGUCGUCGUAGCCGAGAUGUUCCCAUCCCGAAUCCGUGCGAAAUCAAUCGCACUCGCCACAGCCUCAAACUGGACCUGGAACUUCCUCAUUUCAUUUUUCACGCCAUUCAUUAUUGGGAGUAUUGGGUUUCGGUAUGGAUUCGUGUUUGCGGCGUGUUGUUUUGCGGCGAUACCGGUUGUUUAUUUCUUUUUGUAUGAGACCAAGGGGUUGACGCUCGAGCAGGUUGAUGAGAUGUAUUGUGAUCCGGAGGUUAAGCCGUGGACUUCGUCGACCACAAUCCUGGAGCGUGGAGGACGACGAUGA